AUGGCCAAAUCUAUAGCCGCAUGGAAGUUGCGCCAGCAUUGGGUAAAUCGCCAUGAAAUUGCCCUCCUCGACGUCCGCGAAGAAGGCCCAUAUGCCGAGUCCCAUCCUCUAUUCGCAUUAAGUGUGCCUGUAUCGGAGAUUGAGAAGAAAUUGCCUCCGCUGGUUCCUCGAUUGUCAGCCCCAAUUGUUGUCUACGACGAUGGCGAGGGUUAUACUGAUCGCGCCGUGGCCCGGAUAUUAGCCCUGGGAUAUCGGGAUGUUGCUAUCCUGGAAGGCGGGCUUUCUGGAUAUGCCCGUAUUGGCGAAGUUUAUCGCGAUGUCAAUGUGCCGUCCAAGGCAUUUGGCGAGCUCGUCGAAUCUAUCAAUCACACUCCAUCCUUGGCUGCGCGGGACGUCAAGGAUCUUCUUGAUAGUAGUGACAGUGAUGUGGUUGUUUUGGAUGCCAGGCGUUUCGAGGAGUAUAAUACAAUGAGCAUACCCCGUGGCCGCAGCUGCCCGGGAGGCGAACUGUUGUAUCGCGUUCUUGAGGCCGUACCCUCUCCAAAGACUACAGUCAUCGUCAAUUGUGCCGGUCGAACACGAAGCAUUGUUGGGACACAGUCUUUGAUUAAUUCCAGGAUCCCAAAUAAAGUAGCUGCACUCCGAAAUGGAACUAUCGGCUGGACAUUGGAAGGUUUAGAGCUGGAGGCCAAAAAGACACAGCGAGUUCCACACCCUUCAGCUGAAGCAUCGCAAAAGGCUCGGCAAUACGCCGAAUCUUGGGCCGACCAUGUUGGUGUCUCUUGUAUUGAUAGUGAUCAGCUCCGUCAAUUUUCUGAGGACUCGGAAAACCGAACUCUAUACUUGCUAGACGUGAGAGACCCGGAGGAGUAUGCGGUUGGUCACCCGGCGGGCUUCUCCAAUGCUCCUGGUGGUCAAUUAGUACAAGCCACCGACGAAUGGGUCGGUGUUCGAGGGGCUCGCAUUGUGUUAUAUGAUACAGACGGUGUGCGAGCACGCAUGACAGCCAGCUGGCUCUUACAACUCGGAUGGGAGGUGUAUGUCUUCGAGGAGCGGUCUCCAGUGCUGGAUGACCUUCAACUGCCUAAAACCGUUUCAUGGCAUUCUUCAACAUCUGCUGCUGUUACGAUUGACGGCCUUCAAGCUCUCACAGGAGCCACAGUAGUUGAUCUCGCCCGAAGCCCGUCGUAUCGCAAGGGUCACAUUCCCGGUGCAUGGUUUGCUUCUGGACCCGAACUUGCGCGAGAUUUGAGGCUUAUUCCCGGUGACGGUGCAAUCGUGUUGACCUCACCUGAUGGUAGUGUUGCCGCCAUGAAUGUCGAGGAUGCACGAAAAUCAGUCUCGCGAGAAGUCUUGUAUUUGACGGGAGGGACAGCGGCUUGGGUAGUAGCUGGCCAUGCACUCGAGACUGAGUCACGUUGGCUUUCUCAGCCGAUCGAUGUGUAUAAAAGGCCGUACGAGGGGACAAGCAACGCCCGCAAGGAUAUGCAAGGAUAUCUCGACUGGGAGUAUGGGCUUGUAGCGCAACUGGCGAACGACGGGGUCGCUUGUUUUCACGUUGUGCGAGACCAGCGAGCAGUGUGA
This is a messenger RNA of Talaromyces rugulosus, 1584 nucleotides long. RefSeq lists its product as uncharacterized. The transcript has a single exon. Lineage: Eukaryota; Fungi; Ascomycota; Eurotiomycetes; Eurotiales; Trichocomaceae. Bases 1 to 1584 code for a protein of 527 amino acids. Gene Ontology annotation, molecular function: thiosulfate-cyanide sulfurtransferase activity. The record is from RefSeq and is a predicted model, not a curated record.